CAAACAAAUACACUAGUUGUCGCUUUUCAGAACGCAGAUUAACACAUUAAUACCGUGAAAAUUUUGAGUGAAGUUGAAAUUUAGCUCGUGGACUCUUGUGAAUCUUACUUACUGUUCAUAGUACCCAGUGCUUGGCUCCUCAUAAUUGAAGGCAGUUUUCAUGGUUCCAACAAUUGUAGACAAGCAUGAUUGACAAUCCUUUCGUAAGUGAUGAGGAAAGACAAACAGAUGCAUCCAAAUUAAGAGAUAAAAAUUGUUCUAAUUUCAAUUAUAACGAUGUAGCCGUCAAAUUACUUAAUGAUAAGUUACUCUUAACCGCUCUUGAACUGCAUUUCGAACUCCUGGAAAAUGGACGAGAGGUGCCGAAACUGAGAGAUUUCUUUUCCAAUCCUGGAAAUUUCGAGCAAUCUCCCAGAACAGAGCAAAUUUUUCCUAUUGUUCGAUCGUCUAGCCAAGCUACCCUUGACUCUUUGGAUUUGACCAGGUUCUCCGAAGAUGGAGAACGAGGCGUGGCUGACCGUGUUGCAGUUCUUGAAUUUGAACUCCGCAAAGCUCAUGAGACCAUAAAUGGCCUACGAAACAACUUAACUGUCGCAACAGAGUGUGAAACACCAACCCAUGAUCAAGGUGACCCGUCCAAAGAUAACUGGUGUGAGCCCAUCAAGCCUCAUGAACAGAGGGCGCUGAAUUUUUUAGUCAACGAAUACCUCUUAACUCAUGGGUACAAAUUGACGUCCAUUACAUUUUCUGAUGAAAAUGACAACCAGGACUUUGAGGACUGGGACGAUGUAGGUUUAAACAUUCCGAAACUUCCAGCCCUCCUUCAAUUAUUUCGUGACGUUCUACGGUUAGGACCAGGCGCUUACAAGUCAGCAUGCCUGUGCGAUAUUGCAUGUCAAACAGACCAAGAAGAAGAAGACCAUCCACAAUGCACAUCAAGUGAGGAAGGAUCUAUAAUCAAUUCUCUGAGUAAGCAGGCUUCAAGUGUCAUCGAACUUAAAAACGAUGUAUUGGAACUGGAAAGGCUGCGGGAUGGUGCAACUAGUGAACCUGCAGAGCCGGAUGAAAUAGAAAUUUUGAAAAGUAGAAUAGCUGAGCUCGAAAAACAGAAUGUAGAUCUUGAAAAUGAGUUGAAAAAAGUCACGCAAAUUGAGCCUGUCAAUUCGCACUUUGCCAACAGCGAACAUAGUACGUCGCCGGAGAAAUUUGAAGUCAUAGAAAACAGCAGGCAAGAAGAAAUGAAGAAACCAGAAUUUUCUCAGGAAAAAAGUGUGGGUGAUCCUCCAAGCCUAAAAACUGAAGUAGAUACUGGCGGCUCUGAAAGCAAAGAUGACGGGUCAAGCUUAACGGAUAAUGAUUGGACUCGUAUUAAUGAUUCUGAGUUAGGCAGCACAGUUGGAAAUUUACAAUUCGAACCUGAAAUUAGCGAGCUACUCUCUGAGUCUACAGAUAAUAUAAGUAACAGGCAUCAAUCAGCUGCAUUCCAAAGAGAAGUUAUAUCCAAGUGUUUCAUUAAUGUCUCCAAAUUACAUGAUGCACCUCCGAUUCUCCAAGAAUUACUGACAGAAGGGAUCUCCUCUGACCGACUUGUUCACAUCGUAACCGUAAGCAUCCUCCGAAUCAUUCCAAUUUUACCAUCCACCAAAAGGGAAGAGAUCAUCCCUCUAUUAAUUAGUGCAAUACACCUUCACCCAGAACCAUCCGAACGUGAAGUAUUACUUCAGUGUAUUUUCAACCUUAAAAAACGACCCAACGAGGAUGAACGUAAAACUAUUCUUGCCGGUAUCGUUUGUCUAGCACGUUGCUCGAACUCAGCUGUUGUUGAGGGCGAGUUAUUGCCAUUCUGCUGGGAGCAGCUGACGCACCGGUACACAGAGAGGCGGUUGCUUGUUGCUGAGGCAUGCAGUGCUCUAGCGCCAUACUUAUCACCAACAAUGCGGAAUUCGUUGCUCCUCUCGAUGCUUACGCAAAUGCUUCAAGAGGACAAAGAGGAGCUCGUAAGGGCAAGUGUAGUUCGCAGUUUAGCUUUAGUCGUGUCUGUCCUACGGGAUAUGGACAAGUACUUACAGUGUGAACAGCUUGCUUUUCUAGCUCUGAAAGACCUCUCGCAAGAUGUUAUUGAUGGAGCAACAACAAUUCUGUUGCCUGUGCUGGCUAAGUGGGCUUUAGACACCAGUAUCUUACAAUCACACCUUAUGACUAAUUUAUUAAAGCUUCUCGAGCAGCAAAUCCAAACUAAAGACUUGGAUUCUGGUACUGUUAUCAAUAAACUUUUGCCAUCAGAGGUUUGCUGUCUCUCAAUACUUUAUGCAAUACAAACAUUGUUACCAUACUUAGUAAUUUUUGUAGCCUCUGCCCCCAAAGUUAUAGAGGCCAUUCGGCCAAACCUCCCUCUUGCGGAGUCAAGAGCAGGCUUUGCAGAAUUGUGCCAUGGCUUAACCAACCCAGCAACGUUUUAUGAAUGCGAAAAUCAAAGCCUGGGAGUCAUCAUGUCUGCAUUUGACUAUUGUGUUUCGGAAUUCAAUUGGCCAGAGCUGGAUUGGAUAUUAGCCGUCAUGGUGCCAAAACUGCUAGACAUGCUAGAGAAUGUGAAAAUAAGUCAAUCAGAUAUUGUGAAUGGUUUUAUUUCGUUUUUCCGGUCGUUCACAGCAGGUCUCGGGAAAAAUGUAGCGCUGAACAAGACAAAGCCUAUUUUCAAGGAGCGAAUCCAAAAAUUGGAAGCAGCCCUUGUCAAUGUGACCACAGACUGGCCGUCCAUGACUGUGAUACCGGUUUAUAUCUUAGCUGUUUUGAUUCCACACAAGUCAGAAGCAGACGAAAUUAAAAACAUCCUUUCCAAGUUUUUAAUCUCUUUACCUCUAGUGAACGCACCGUUAGAUGUUCUAUUCUUCACUGUAGCUCAGAUGAGCCAAACAGCCUCUGCACAAGACCUUUUAAUGAGCACGCUGUGGGAAGGAGUGAUGCAUCCACGGCAAGCAGUUCGUGCCGCUUCUGCUAAGUACUUUAUGUGCGCACUGCCACAUGUUUCGCAACCCUUAAUUGUUACUAGAUUGGUUCCUGCGUUAGUCACUCUGUCAUCUGAUCCGGAGACAACCGUCAAAAUGACUGCAAUCCCAACGCUAGGUGCUCUUCUAAAUGUCUCAACCAAAAAAGAAAUACAAGAUAAGGUGUACUUCCAGUUGAAAAGUUUACUCGGUGAACCAGAACUCAAAGAAAAUCACGCCAUGUUACUACAGUUAAUCACGACACUUGGACAAGUUGCUCCUCAUUCAGAACAAUGGUUCCGUGAGGAAGUCAUUGUUCCCCACCUAGCAGAUUUUACAGCUUAUACUCUCCAACUUGCAAGUACAACCAAACGGAACGACUUGACUUUAGCAUUAGUUGAAGCCUUUAAUACAGUUGUUUAUUGCUCACUUUCAAAGAUUACUGUAGGAUCAGUCUUACUACCCAGUUUAAGAAACUUGGAUGCUUUGUGCAAAGAUAGUUAUCCAGUGCACCACGAUAAUGUAUUACUAAUGAUUAAAGAAGCUGAGUCCCGAUCAGAUUCUAGCGGAAAAGCGGCAGAGCGGUCUCCAUCGAUCAGUUUAUCCUCAGCCUCUACACAUGUGGGUCAGGGAGUAGAAGAGAUGAAACAGAAGGUAUCAAAAAUAUUCAACUCGCCAAUUGGGAAAACUUCAAACCUCUCUAAUCUUCAAAACAUUUUCAGAAAGAAAUGAAGUAUCUGCAUUAAUACAUUUUAAGUAAAUUUUAGAGAGGAAGGUGUUACUAUUGCAAAACUAAGAAACACAGGCAGAUUUCAUAUCAGCCAUGGGUUUAUUUUCUGCUGUGAUAUUUUUUGAUUCUACAAAAAUUGUCUCCGUUGAAAGUUCUUGUGCAUUGCACAUCCAGGAUGUCAGAGAGACCGAAAACUCAGAAGUUCAUUUGAUGUGAUGAAGCAGCUAUUUUGCUCAGGAAUUUAUCAUUGCAGCUAUCAUUAUUCAUCAUGGCAGCCUCUCAGUCAAUGUUUUAAACUUGUACACUACGAUUCAGAUGUUCUUUGUAGUUCGUGCUGAGUUGAGCAAUUUAACGAGUUUUCAAAAAAUCACUAGAAAUUCAUGAAAUUACAAACACCAAAGUGACAGAAUGUGUGAUUAUGAAAACUCUUUUGAGUUUUUAUCACAUGUUUCUAAGCUCAAUGUCUUUAGAAGUUGACACACAGCCUUUUUUAGCCCUCUAGGUUGCCUCGUUUCAAUCAGCACUAACUUCUCAACGAGCGCUUAGAAACAAGCUCUAUUGCUAACUGCAACUUUAUAAAAAGUUCCAGUCAGACCUAUUCUCUUCAGUCCUCCAAAAUAACGCUGCGGUUCUAAUUUUUCCGAUGACAAUCAACAAAACUUAGGAUGAAUUUGUAAGUGUGUCCUAAUUUCUGCGGUCAAAAAAGAACCAACAAAAAAGUAAAAAUAAACAACCUGCUUUCUUCAAGUUUCUGGGGCAUAUACCUUUUUGUUUUACAUGUAAAUUCUGCUAAACAUUCUGCUGACAUGAAUUUUCUUCUUCAGCAUUAAUCAUUGAGCUUUUGCUUCACAAUAUGAUCUUAUUGGAGAAAGCUCUUGAAUUGCUUCACUCAUCACAAAGAGUUCCUGAAUUAAAAUUGAAAAUUUAAAACCACUUUAAUUUGUUAAGCUUUGAUGGUUUGAUCUGAGAAUGAUGUCUGUAGUUUACGAUCUUGUAGUCUCUGUCAGAAAAAAUAAGAACACAGUUGGCAAAAACUGACUUCUAGUGAAUUUUUUAGUGCCUUAUUUCAUCAAAAUCAUAGGAAAUAAUUUUUAUUCACACAUCUGAAAGCUGGGAACAUCUCUGUUUUGCUCAGUCUCCAUGUCUUGACUUACAUUGAUGGAAAAGUCGCCAAAGGGCAAAUCAUAUUUUUACCUUAAAUUAAAUUAAUUCAAUGCAGAUGUUUAUAAAUAUUAUGCCCUUAUCAAUAAUCAACUUUUUUGAUGAAUUAUUUUCAUUCUAUCAGUUUGCUAGUUGUGCCACUGAGAAAUGUACGUAUGCGAACAAAAAUACGGAAUCUUUUCUACAUAGGUUUAAAACAAUAUCAAUGUUCUUGCAUUCCUUAAGAAACCUUGCUAUGUCCAACUUUAUUGAAAAAGAGUUCCUUAAGAGAAUGAAUGUUCGCAUUUAUACAUAUUUCCCCUACUUUGCAACGAAUGGUGGAUACUUAUUCCAUAAAAAGUCAGCUGAGUAAAGUUUUUUGAAGCUUUUAUUUUAGAUGAACUGAGUUAAAAACUGGGAUAUGUUCCACUAGCAACCAAUAGUUUAAGACUAUACCCAUCCUAAUAUAUUUAUUUUAGUAGUUUUUGAUUUUUGGUUUUUUUUAUCGCAUCUUGUACAAAUUUUUGUCAAAGACACUCUUACUUACUAUCAUCAUUGAUAUAUCUGGCAUCUGUUGAAAAGUGAAGAUUAAUAAGCAAUGAAGACAAGGUAUGACUAAUACCUCAAUCAUAAUCCAUUUUUUGUAAAAUUUAUUUUUCAUUACUUACUGUUUUUUGUUUAACAAAAAGCGUAUCACAUUGAACAUUGCAAAUAAAAAUUUCACUUUCAUUAGUCUGUCUUCGGACAAAUGCAAAAGCCAGACCAUAUUAAUUGCAUAUGAUUCGAUGAAUGUAAACUUUUUUUUUUUUUUUAUAUAAGCAUGCGUUACUUAAUGAAUCUGAAGAGAACCUCAUGGAUCUGAAAAGUGGAUUUGCAAAUUAGUUUCUCCGAUGUUAAGCUCUCUUAAUCAAAAAACUAAGUCUAAAUAAACUUAAAUUUUAUCUUUAUUUUACAAUUUUAAACAUGUAAAUUAAAUGAUAAUACAUAGAUACAAAGUGAAAAAAGUCAAAUUUUUAGUAAGGAGGAAGACACUUGAAACUUUCCAAAUGGAAACUGGCCAAAAUCUGGCACAGAUAAAACCUGUAGCUAAACGUUACUGAUGGAAAAGUAAGCAUUUGCAGACUAAUUUGAAGGAAAUGAAUUUUGCAACUCUUGUAGAACUUCACAAAUUUUUUUUAAUAAAGCAUCAUCAUGUGUCGCCUUGCGUCUAAAAAUUGGAAGGCUGGGCCAUUGUGGAGCUUAGAAAAGUUGAUGCACCCUGUCGACUUUUUCAAACUUGCAAUUUACUACAAAGCAGGGGUAGUACUCUCAACACACCAUUCAAGGUGCAGACCAAGAACGAAAAGAUUCGAGAGCGGGACAGAGACUUGGAGCGAAACGGCAUAGCACAUGCAAAAAUUUAAUUUGGCUCCUAAGAAUCGUUAAUAGCUACUGAAAGUUGAUUUUUCUGGUUAAGAUGACUCCCAAAAUCUUAAGGGGAGGGCAGAACACUAUUCUCAGGCGCAGAUUUGAAAGAUUGAGUUUUAUUUUUCGAAUUGAUUUAUCUGGAAGUUAAACAGUAAGACCAGAAGAUACCCAAUCAGUGAGUAAAGCAGAAAAAUUCAAAUCUUUGGGCGCCAAUAUAUCGGCAACUUCAAAUUCUUAUAUGUAUCGCUCAAAAUGUUUGGUUGUUAAUUAACUUAUUUACUCAGCAAAUUUUAAAUGUCGAACUACACGCCUCUGAGGAACGUCCCUUCCGUUUCUACUGUUCUCAAUCUACCUGUUAGAUGGCUGUUUGCUUUUCUCCUUAUUUUUUCUUUUUCUGCAUCUCAUUCUCCAUGUACUUCUCGACUUCCAGUAACUCCAAGGCGCGCUGUUUUUUCCUGCCAAUUGGAGUCUUAGCGUACCAUUGCAUAAAUGCCUCCUCCUCUUCUUUAUACACAGGUUCAAAGCGUGAGAGAACAUUGAUGAUUUCUGCAUGAGUUAGCGGUUGAAUCCGUAGUUGUAGCACCCGCUUACAUGUCAUUACCUAUGUUCCAAAAAACGUUUAUUCUUGAUAUAUAUGUAUCAUUAAAGCACAGUGAACUAAUUUAAUGAUUGAUUUUGUGAGAUUAAAGGUAAUCCAAUCAGUUACAAUAUGUGUGGAAGUAUUAGGCUGAAUGAAAGAUUUUCUAGAGGAACAUCAACCAGAAGACCAUCAAUUAUGCUUUUUUGGAUUUCUCCAUUUGCAUUUUGUAUUUAUUAAUUAAAUUUCUGGGCACAGGAAAUGUCUCAUGCAAAAAUUAGGCUCAGCGAGCAAUUUUUCAUGUAAUAUUCAUACCUGAAUUGAUGUUUGGUUUUAUGGAGCUAAGUGCGCAUCGUAGUUAUUUAGUUAUUGUGACCACGGAAAAAAGGAGAAAGAAAUCUGAUUAUAAGUGCUCCACUGUACGGUAAAUUUUGCAUUUCAUUGUUAAAUCAACAAGCAAAAUAUCUUUACCCUCCCUCACUCUCCCUUUCCACUUCAGUCCCACAUUCUGUAUUGAGACCUGCAUAUAAAGCACCUGAGACCUUGUCUCCACGGAUCAUUUUCCUGAGAUUUGAAGGGAUCGCAGAUCGCAGGGUUGAAUCGCAAGAAAGAAACUUCAGCAAUUUUUGCAGUUACUGUCUCUACAGGGUGGGGCGCUCACAUUCCUGCAACUAGUUUGCAUGGGGAGAUAAGCAAAUAAAAAUCGAGUGUUCAAAAGAUAUUAAUGGGCUUGGAGGACAAGGCGCAUAAGUGCACUUUUUGCUAUUUCGAUAAAUACGUUUUUGAAGUUUCAAAAUUACAUGGAUGCUUAUGGCGGAGAGAAAAUUCAGUCUGACUUUUUGAUGCUUAAAAAUUGCGACUUGGGAGCGAAUUUAAACAAAAUAUGCUUUAAAACUAGUUUUACUCGAAAUCAUUUAUACCUCAAUUUUAUCAAAAACUGCACUUAUGUGCCUUGUCCUCCAAGCCCCUCAAUUGAGGUAAUGAUUGAAGACAAUAAUUAAUGACUGAACAAAUUGUUUGAAUUAAACAAACAAGAACAAUCGAUUAAACAACAAAAUUUCACACAAUUUGCUUUCUUUUCUUCUUCCUUUCCUUGUUGAUCUUGGAGCUCUAUAAGGACUCUACUUGGUACUGCGAUGAAUAUCAAGUCAAUAUUUUAUGACACUUCAUGAGUGCAACUUUUUGCUGUAACAAAUUGCAAGAAAACGUCACGUGGAGACAAAGCCAACAAACUUUCUAAAAGUUUUUAGUGUAAUUAUUCAAUUUAUAUCAUGUUGGUUUUUAUUGAGCCUGUUGUUUUGUUAAAGUAUUUUCAAUUUAGUUAUUUAUUAAUCUAUUUUAAUCAUAAAUAAACUUUUAUUUUUAUAA
Molecule: messenger RNA, 8206 nt
Organism: Bemisia tabaci
Lineage: Eukaryota; Metazoa; Arthropoda; Insecta; Hemiptera; Aleyrodidae
Product: RAB11-binding protein RELCH homolog
Biological process (GO): intracellular cholesterol transport
Cellular component (GO): trans-Golgi network; recycling endosome
Molecular function (GO): protein binding
Source: RefSeq, a predicted model, not a curated record